Gorilla gorilla gorilla (western lowland gorilla) is the source of this 1505-nucleotide messenger RNA. It is a transcript of the gene TCL1B, whose product is annotated as TCL1 family AKT coactivator B. The coding region runs from base 63 to 470 and encodes 135 amino acids. The transcript has 4 exons. NCBI's taxonomy places the organism in Eukaryota, Metazoa, Chordata, Mammalia, Primates, Hominidae. The record is from RefSeq and is a predicted model, not a curated record. Gene Ontology annotation, molecular function: protein serine/threonine kinase activator activity.
GAUUGCGCAGCUGGAAAGCUACACAUGUGAGCCUGGAGGUGGGUCCCGGUUGCAGACUUGCCAUGGCCUCCAAAGCUUCUGUGCGUCUAGGGGUGCCCCCUGGCCGUCUGUGGAUCCAGAGGCCUGGCAUCUACGAAGAUGAGGAGGGAAGAACCUGGGUGACUGUGGUCGUGCGGUUCAAUCCCUCGCAUAGGGAAUGGGCCAGGGCCUCAAGCUCCCAGGGCAGCGCCUCCCAGGGCAGCAGAUAUGAACCCAGCAUCACAGUGCACUUGUGGCAGAUGGCAGUGCACACCCGGGAGCUACUCUCCUCCGGCCAGAUGCCCUUCUCCCAGCUGCCCGCCAUGUGGCAGCUCUACCCCGGGAGGAAGUACCGAGCAGCAGAUUCCAGUUUCUGGGAAAUAGCAGACCAUGGCCAGAUUGACUCUAUGGAGCAGCUGGUCCUAACAUAUCAGCCGGAGAGGAAAGACUGACAUUGGGAGUGGCUGGCCCUGCUGGCCCUGCCUCUUCUGGCCUGGUGUCUCCUCAUGCCCCCUCAGUGAGGAUCUUCAUGUACCUGCUCUUCUGUUUGCACACCCAGCAUAGCCUCCUUGCGGGCAGAAGGCAGUAGGGCCCCUGCACACUCAGUUUCUCUCAUUUUCCUUAGUUAUCAGUCCUGUCCUGUCCCACUCGGGCCUGCACUUAGGGCAGCUGGCCUGGAUGGGCUUCACUGGGGCCCUGUCUGUGUGCUGAGCCAGUUUCCCCUGCUGGCUGCAAGCUGUGGGUUCUUUCUCCUCUGUGCCCCUCAUGCUGAUCUUCUAGAUGCCACUCCCAAAUCCCCUUCAUACCCACCAGGAUGUGUGCCCAGCCAGGCCUCCAGCACCCCCAGUGCAGCUCAUGAUUGGAAACUCACCAUCGGCAGGCAGUGGUUCGGUUUAAGAGAUGGCAUUAGAGGGAGCCCAGUCUGGAUGUGGACUUGGAUGCCCCGUGGGUAUCAGUUCUGCUGACACUUUGGCCCGAAAUAGAUCCAGUGCUGAGCAAGCAAUGUACACCGGAGCCUCAGUGAGCCCAUCUGCACAGUGGGGAGCAUGGAGGGAUGGGUUUGGCCUGUGCUUCUGCUUGUUCAGUCCUUCAGCUCACGGAAGGGAUGCUAGUCCGUGAAGGUGACCUCACAGUACUGGUUAAUUAAACGUUAUUGCUCACUGUCCGCUUUUGUGCUGAAUUGGAGCCUCUUUCUAGCAUAGAAAUGGCAGCUUCUGGUACCGAAAUGUUAAGGUAACAUUUUAAUGAUCCAUUUCAUAUUUUUCCACACUGGGAAGGAAAUUGUGAUUGGUCCAUUCAGCAGCAGGACGCCGGCGGGAGUUAAGGAAGGGGAGGAGACUCGUGCGGGCUCUGGGUGAAGCCCUGCUGUGAAAGGGCAGGAAAGCCUGUAGUGGUCACAGGAGAACCGGGAGCAAGGGAGAGCUCCCAAAGCGAGACAAUGCAACAGCAUGUCAUUGCAGGAGAUGCAGAAUGCAGGUGCAAGGGAG